Molecule: messenger RNA, 755 nt
Organism: Meleagris gallopavo (turkey)
Lineage: Eukaryota; Metazoa; Chordata; Aves; Galliformes; Phasianidae
Gene: CLDN19
Product: claudin 19
Cellular component (GO): bicellular tight junction; membrane
Molecular function (GO): structural molecule activity
Source: RefSeq, a predicted model, not a curated record
CGGGCGCAGCGCGGCGGCGAUGGGCGGCGGAGCACGGGAGCUGGCGGGGUACCUGGCCGCGUUGGGCGGGUGGGUGGCGGCUCUGGCUGCCGCGGCUCUGCCCCAGUGGAGACAGAGCUCGUACGCCGGAGACGCCAUCAUCACGGCGGUGGGGCUGCACGAAGGGCUGUGGAUGAGCUGCGCCGCGCAGAGCACCGGGCAGGUGCAGUGCCGCCUGCACGACUCGCUGCUCUCCCUCGACGUUCACAUCCAGACCUCCCGGGCUCUCAUGGUUAUUUCUCUCCUCCUGGGUUUCUUCGGCAUCAUCGUGAGCGUCGUGGGCAUGAAAUGCACCAAGGUUGGUGAAGAGGAUCCCAUCACCAAGAGCCGCAUUGCUGUUGCUGGAGGUGUCCUCUUCAUCCUCUGCGGUCUGUGCACGUUAGCGGCCGUCUCCUUGUACGCCACGCAGGUCACCUACGAGUUCUUCAGUGCCAGCACUCCGAUCAACGCCAGGUACGAGUUUGGCUCAGCGCUGUUUGUCGGCUGGGGGGCUGCCAGCCUCACCGUGCUGGGGGGCUCCCUGCUCUGCUGCUCCUGCCCUGCCAAGGAGCGCCAAGGACAGCAGUACUACCGACAGUCGCAGCCUUCCACAGCCCGGGAGUACGUCUGACCCCAGCCCUGCCCUCCCACGCCCUCCCCUCCCAAGAGCAGGCACGGCCCGGUGUUCCCACAGGGCACACAGCUCAAGGGCACCACCAGAGACUUUUCUUCUGCUG